UCAGGAAACGCGCACUUCCGUCUUUUGUCACCUCAAGCCACUCAUUUUCCAUUUCCACAGCAGUGUCUCGUUCUGCAAGCAGUUUUCUAAAAGGUGUAGUCACAUAUGGGGACGGCUGUGUUCAGACAAAUAUGACACUAUUUAUAGACUCCUUAUCGCCGAACAAGCAGAGCGCAAUAGCAGAGCUACCCGACCAGCUCUGUGUACAGAAGAGGAAGCGUGCUUUCAUUUUCUUAAAAGAGGCGAGGAAGUGAUUUGGAGUGGAGAGUCACUUGUUGAGUUAAAAAGAAACGUUCAGUUUGGGGGUGUUUGAAGUGGGAGGAGGUUGAUGGAGUUUUCGGAGCACAUCAAAACGGCCAAUGUGGAGGAUGUUUUGCUCCAGCAGCCGCUUCAGCCGCCCAUCAGAGGGACCCUGUGCAUCACCGGCCACCACCUGCUCUUCUCGGACAGGGAGGAGGGCUCCAGGCAGGUUUUGCUGCUCCUCAGAAACAUCGAUGCCACUGAGAAAAGUGUGGAAAACCUUGUGGGCUAUUCCGGUUUCUUCUCUAAUGCAAGUCAAAGUGAAAGGAUGUCUGGAUCAUCAGGAACAAUCACCAUCAAGUGCAAAGAUCUGCGUAUUCUCCAGCUUGACAUACCAGGCAUGGAACAGUGUUUAAACAUUGCCCACUCUAUUGAGACCCUCUCCUGUCUGGACAAUGUGCCAGAGAUGUAUCCUUUCUUUCACAGACCUACCGACCUCAGCCUGGAGAGCCAGUGGGGUCUUUCAACUCCUGAAAUACACUUCAGUCAAAUGAAAGAACUUCAUAAAAGGUGGAGAUUGAGCAGCGUCAACAGAGACUACUUGGUGUGUCCCUCCUAUCCCCCAGCAGUCAUUGUUCCAAACACUGUGGAUGAUGACACGCUGAAGAAGGUGGCCAAAUUCAGACAGGGUGGACGCUUCCCUGUCUUAUGCUAUUACCACAGGAAGAAUGGCAUGGUGAUCAUGCGCAGUAGUCAGCCACUGACCGGAGCCAACAAGAAGCGCUGUAGUGAAGAUGAGCUUCUCCUCCAGGCUGUGAUUGAUGGGUCAGAUAAAGGUUACAUUAUUGACACCCGCUCUAGUCAGCAGGUUCAACAGGCCCGGAUGACGGGUGGAGGGUUUGAGUCCAAAGCGUGCUAUGAGCGCUGGAAGAGGCUGCACAGACAGAUGGAAAAGGGUAAAGCACUCCAGGAGAGUCUCAUUAAACUGGUGGAGGCUUGCGGAGAUGAGUCCCACAACAUGGAUCGCUGGCUCAGUAAACUUGAGAAUUCAAAGUGGCUGUCUCACGUCCAGACUGCUCUGUCAACUGCUGGCCUGCUAGCGGAGUGUGUGGAAAGAGACGGCCAUUCGGUUCUGGUUCAUGGAUCUGAUGGGACAGACUGUUCUUUGCUCAUCAGCACUCUAGCUCAGCUCAUCAUGGACCCAUGCUGCCGAACACUUGAGGGAUUCUUGGCCCUGCUGGAGAGAGAGUGGGUACAGGCCGGACACCCGUUCCAGCAGCGAUGUGCCCACUCAGCUUACUCCCACACUCGUCUCCAGCAGGAGUCCCCGGUCUUCUUGCUGAUGCUGGACUGUGUGUGGCAGCUGUGGCGUCAGUUUCCUCUUGCGCUGGGUUUCUCUGAGGCACUGCUCCUGAGACUGGCCACUGAAGCCUACGCCUCUGAUUUUGGAACCUUUCUAUGUAACAAUGAUCAGGAGAGGUGUGCUUUAGGAGUUAAGGACAAGACUCACUGUUUGUUCCAAGCCCUGCUGAGGCCCAUUGAGAGAGAUUUCUACUCAAACCCACUUUAUGAACCCACUGAGUUGGCAAUUUGGCCCUCAGUUCACCCUCAGUCCCUGCAGCUCUGGAGAGGAUUUUUCCUGAGGUGGACCCAGGAGGCUCGUCACCUUGAGGAGGUUCAGGAGGAAGUAAGGAACAUGGUCAAUGAGUGGGGGAGGUUAGCCUUCAGCUGAUGGCUCUACAGUGUGUAUAAUUGAGUUAGUCAAAAAUAUUC
Messenger RNA from Melanotaenia boesemani (Boeseman's rainbowfish), 2013 nucleotides. RefSeq lists its product as uncharacterized. The transcript is spliced from 11 exons. The coding region runs from base 329 to 1972 and encodes 547 amino acids. Gene Ontology annotation, biological process: negative regulation of autophagy. Lineage: Eukaryota; Metazoa; Chordata; Actinopteri; Atheriniformes; Melanotaeniidae. The record is from RefSeq and is a predicted model, not a curated record.